ACUAACACGCGAAUCUUUUUGUUCCAGGCUACCAGCGGGCAUCUACAAAACAAAAGCGCAAGACAAUCCCUCAAAAUUACUCGAAUUCAAUCCCCCAGCAACAAACCCAGCACCCUGAGUUUCACAGAUCCAUUCGGGCCUCCCCAGUCUUCGGACGGGGGGGGCCCGUCUACCCCCCAGCCGGCCCUCACCAACCAGGACAACAUCGACCACCAACACCACCAUCUCGGUGGCUCCCAGACCCCACAUGACAUCACGAACUCUGCAAACUCUACUCCCACAAAUGUCUCCUCCAAAUCUGCCUUUAUAGAGCUCCAACAACAUGGGUAUGGGCCUUUCAAGGGUGGUUAUCAACAUCCUCAUCAUUUUGGGAGUCCUGGAGGACAGCAGAACCCUCAUGAGGCGUCAGGGUUUCCAAGUCCAAGGUCGUUAGGAUAUCCCUUCCCCCCUAUGCACCAAAACACUUAUGGGUACCAUUUAGGUUCAUACGCGCCUCAGUGUGCCAGUCCGCCUAAAGAUGAAAAAUGCGGUUUAUCCGACGACCCCGGGCUUCGUGUGAAUGGCAAAGGCAAGAAGAUGAGGAAACCACGCACCAUAUACUCCAGUCUUCAACUCCAGCAGCUGAAUAGGAGGUUUCAAAGGACGCAGUACCUAGCGCUGCCCGAGCGAGCUGAGCUGGCUGCCAGCUUGGGACUCACCCAGACUCAGGUGAAAAUAUGGUUUCAAAAUCGCCGUAGUAAAUACAAGAAGAUGAUGAAGGCUGCUCAGGUCGGCGCCCCCCCGCCCAGCCUCGGACUGCCUCCGUCCAGCCCGCCCAACAACAACCAACUAUUACACGGCGGUGGCGGCAGCUCCAGCGGUUCCCAACACUCGCCGUCUGCGUACCAGAGCGGGGGUCCUGCGCAGGCGCACUCCCCGACGCCGAGCUCGACCCCCGUGUCCGAGCUGUCCCCCGGACUGUCCCCCACCGGGACCCCCUGGGACGUGAAGCAGCCCCCGCAGCCGUCUUGGGAUGUCAAGGUCGGAUAUCCGACGGCGGGCCGGUCUCCUGACGGCAGCUCGUGCGAUGUGAAGCCCCCUCACCAACAAUCAUGGGAUACCAGGGUCGGAUAUGAGGGUUAUUUCGCGCCACAGUCAGAUGACGUAGAAGGUUCGCCAGGCGCCGACGGCAUGAGGGGCCGGCCGAUGCCUUGGAUGCUAAAGGGCGCGCCGCCCGGCCCCUGGGACAUGAAAGGUGCGCACGCCGCCCACGCGCUGCACCACCAGGGCGCCCCGCAGCCCCACCCGCCCUAUAUGCCGCAGUACUCCUGGUACCAAACCGAUGCCAACCCUGGACUUCUCACGGUUUGGCCAGCAGUUUAACAGCCAACGCACAACACAAAUAUAAAUGAACGUAAGUUUUAAACCAAUACCUAAUGGCGAAACAUAGCCAUCACAAAAUGGCGUCGACAUGGCGCGAAACAUCGGCACAACCAACUUUUAAUUAUAAGCAGAAUUAUUUAAUAGUAAUAAUGAAAAAUCAUUGUAAAUUUUUAUAACUAAUAAUAAAUAGGGAAUAAUUGUUCAUAAUGGUUACUGUAUAAUGUAAUAAUAUGUUAAUAAAGCAGCUGUUGUUGAGCUAAAUAAUUAUUAUUUUCGUGAUAAUUUCGCUAAUAAAAAGAUUUCAAAUCGUCGUUUGUUUAAUACUUUAAACUAUUCCUUCGUUACCAGUUUUUCUUACUCCUUACAUCCCUAAUUAACUAUAAGUAUUUAUUCCGUUUCCUACCUCAUAAUUAUUUAGCUCAUCAACAAAUUUGUAUUCCUAUAAACUAAAAUAAUGUCUUGGCAAUCGGGACAGUCAGCUGAUCAGAUCCUACAAUCCUUGUUACUGAUUGGCUGAUGAUCACGUCAUGUCCUGGACGGACGAAUCAGUGUUUGUCAACUUGAAAUUUGACAGAUGUAAAUGUGUUGGCUCUUUCGUAAAUGAAUUUUAGU
This is a messenger RNA of Trichoplusia ni (cabbage looper), 1974 nucleotides long. It is a transcript of the gene Dll, whose product is annotated as homeotic protein distal-less. The record is from RefSeq and is a predicted model, not a curated record. Lineage: Eukaryota; Metazoa; Arthropoda; Insecta; Lepidoptera; Noctuidae. Gene Ontology annotation, molecular function: DNA-binding transcription factor activity, RNA polymerase II-specific; RNA polymerase II cis-regulatory region sequence-specific DNA binding. Gene Ontology annotation, biological process: regulation of transcription by RNA polymerase II. The transcript has 8 exons. The annotation marks the transcript as partial.